AGUAGGAUUUGAGACGAAUUUGUUUUGAUUUUGAACGUUCAUUGUGUGGAGUAAAGAAAUACCAACUGACUCAAUUGAAUUUGCUACCCAACACUAAUUUGAUAGAAAAUGUCUAAACUAGAGUUGUUGCGUGUGUUUUUGAAUGAGCGUUUAAUGGCUACUGCUGUGGAGAUUUUCGGGGCAGUUGAGAAAACGGUAGUUGUGUACCAGGAGGAGAAUGAUCGGCUACGGAGACUGCUGCGGAUCACACCGAAGAUAACAUGUAUAGACUCCCUGCAGCUCUCUCCCGUAGUUUCUGAAGAGGAGGUUCCCCCUGAGCAGCAGCACUGUGAGCAGGAGUGGAGUCUCAGUCUGGGGCAGGAGGACCUAGAGCACACACAGAUUAAAGAGGAACAGGAGAAACUCGGCACCAGUCUGGAGGAAGAGCAGCUUCAAAGGCUGGAGGCUGAUAUCAUAGAGUUUAAAUUCACUCCUUUCUGUGUGAAAAGUGAAUGUGAUCAGGAGGACCCACUUUGGUCCUUGACUCUUCCCCAAAACCAGACUAUGGAGAACAGAGAGAGUGACUCUAAACCAGUGGAUCCUAAACCUUUUGGCACUGUGACCCACCUAAAGGGUCUCGACAAUCCCUGUGGCCCUCCAGAUAAUCAAAACAAUGACUCCAGCCACUGCUCAGUCAUAAGCCGCGACCCAGUAGGACUUGACAGCAGCCCACCAUUGGGGGAACACUAUUCCAAACCCAUCACCACGUCUAGAAAAACUCACCGCUGCUGUGACUGUGGUGAAACGUUUUCUCUGAAAGCUGACCUGCAGAGGCAUGUUACUCUCCCCAAGAAGAGACCCAGUGAAUGCUGCUUCUGCAAUACACACUACAACUCCACCUGUAAACUGAAGGCCCAUGUCCAACUCUGUCACAGUGGGAAACCCUGCACCUGUCCUGUUUGUGGCAAGACCUUCAAACUGAAAGGAGAUCUGUCCAAGCACAUGAUGAUUAACACAGAAGAGAAACCAUUUAGCUGUGUUGACUCUGGGAAGAGCUUCAAUCUCAAAGAACACUUAACCGUGCAUAUACUGACUGACGCAGAAAAGAAACCAUUUAGCUGUGGUGUCUGUGGAAAAGGCUUUAGUCAGAAGGGGUCCCUUAAGAAGCAUAUAUUUACUCACACAGGAGAGAAACGAUUUAGCUGUAGUGACUGUGGGAAAGGCUUCAAUCAGAAGUGGACCCUAUCUGAACAUAUACGUACUCACACAGGAGAGAAACCAUUUAGCUGUGGUGACUGUGGGAAAAGCUUCAAUUUGAAGGGGAACCUAAGGAAGCAUAAACUGACUCACACAGGAGAUAAACCAUUUAGCUGUGGUGACUGCGGGAAAAGCUUCAAUUUGAAGGGGAACCUAAGGAAGCAUAAACUCACUCACACAGGAGAGAAAACAUUUAGCUGUUGUGACUGUGGGAAGAGCUUCAAUCUCAAGCAACACCUAAACAUGCAUAAAUUGACUCACACAGGAGAGAAACCAUUUAGCUGUGGUGACUGUGGGAAAAGCUUCACUCAAAAGUCUAGCCUGCUGACGCAUAUGAAAACCAUCCACAAAGGAAGAAACCAGGAUGAAAAUUGAUAAAGCAAUUAAAUUAGGACAAAGAGAUCUUAUGUAAGAAGAGGGGAAUGUGCAGGAUGUGCACAUCACUCUACAUCCGGCUGUACAGUUAAUAUGUUGCUGUGUUUUGUAUAUAUAUAUAUAUAUAUAUUUUUUUUUUUUGGGGGAAUGGCAACGUUGCAAGGGGAGAUCAUGCUGUCAUAAUGCAUUUGAUGUAAUGAAUUGUAGGUCCAUUUUGAAUCUGUAGAAUGACUACAUUACCCAUAAUGCUAAUUGACUAGAUUUUACAAAAGUACCAUGGCAAUUAUGCAUCACAAUAAUAAUAUGCAUUUUCACAACAUGCAGCAAUCCAUGGUAUAGAAGGUACGGUAACACUUUACUUGACAUCCAGCGUCAUAACACAUUAUGACACGGUCAUAACCCAUUAUGACACAAUCAUAACCGCUUUACGGCUGGUUAUGACACCUACAGUGCAUUCGGAAAGUAUUCAGACCCCUUGACUUUUUCCACUUUUUUGUUACGUU
This is a messenger RNA of Coregonus clupeaformis (lake whitefish), 2114 nucleotides long. RefSeq names its product gastrula zinc finger protein XlCGF46.1-like. Gene Ontology annotation, molecular function: RNA polymerase II cis-regulatory region sequence-specific DNA binding; DNA-binding transcription factor activity, RNA polymerase II-specific. The transcript is spliced from 2 exons. The record is from RefSeq and is a predicted model, not a curated record. Lineage: Eukaryota; Metazoa; Chordata; Actinopteri; Salmoniformes; Salmonidae. Gene Ontology annotation, biological process: regulation of transcription by RNA polymerase II; central nervous system development. Gene Ontology annotation, cellular component: nucleus. The coding region runs from base 109 to 1611 and encodes 500 amino acids.